AUCAUAUCUGUCAUUUUCGCGGACGUUGAUGGUCAUGUCACCACCACCACCAUUCUAUUUAAUCUUUUGUGUAUUGCUGUGAUUUCUGUGCUCUUUAAAAUUCAUAAUUCGUUAUUUAAUUCAACACCGCUAAACCUCUAUAAAAGUCACAACAACUAUCGCGAGAUAUCUAAUUGUCUUCUUUGUGGUCUGUUGUGUUCCGUCGACUAAACAGUUAUGUGAUUGUGAGUACGGUUUUAGUUUUGAAAUCAAUAAAUUCGUAUGUUUUUGAAGCAGUGAUUAUAAUCAUGUCCACAAUGCGAGUGGGUCGUGUUUCAAAGCACCGGAGGAGCCACCGCGUGAAGAGCCGAGCAGCGCUGAGAAUGAUGGCCAUAAUGCAAGACAGAAAUAGCGAAGAAGUACCCAAGGAAUUUCUGGAGACAGGCCGCACGGGGCGUCGGAAUGCGAUGCCGGACAUAUUGCAUCCUCAGGGAGCGGAGGUCACCACCUCCGAUCUGCCCUCAAGGCUGCAGCAGCUAGUUACGACUGACCUCGACCCGCAGCCGGGCACCUCGAAAACUGAUCUCGACGUGAAAAAAGUAGACGAACCGCCGGCGAAAAAGGACAGCUGCAGUUGAGCUGUCUCUCUCACUCACAGUCCCCGGACUAACACUGGACUUGCCCAAAGCUUAAGUAAUCUCAAUCAGGUAAAUAGUAUUACUAAGCACUGAGUAAUGUAGCCCCACCUUAAUUUAGGUAUGGUGUACAAAAUAGCUUUCUAUGUCAUGGUGAGAAGGUAGAUUUUGCAGUGAAUGAAACUAGAAUAUUAGGUAACCUCAUAGGGGCUCGAAGUCGAAUUUAAAUUAAUGAUGUAUGUUAUAGCAUUUUGUAAGAAUUGUAAGUCAUAGACGUGUAAGUUUUUGGAAGUUUUUAUUGAAUGUUGGAU
Messenger RNA from Ostrinia furnacalis (Asian corn borer), 925 nucleotides. RefSeq lists its product as uncharacterized. The record is from RefSeq and is a predicted model, not a curated record. The transcript is spliced from 3 exons. Gene Ontology annotation, biological process: negative regulation of protein kinase activity. Lineage: Eukaryota; Metazoa; Arthropoda; Insecta; Lepidoptera; Crambidae. Bases 288 to 617 code for a protein of 109 amino acids. Gene Ontology annotation, molecular function: cAMP-dependent protein kinase inhibitor activity.